GUCCUCUCAAUCCGCCUCCCCGAGGAACCUCCCCGAAUCCGGCCGCCAGGGAAGAGGUCGGAAAGGUCCGGGAUCCCUCCCGCGGCAGGAUGGUGCCGCCCCCCUCCCACCAACAAGCCGCACGUGUGCUUGUCCACCGUCGUCAUCGUGAGCAGCAUGGCGCUGAUGGACGCCUACCUCGUCGAGCAGAAUCACGGCCCGCGGAAGAUCGGCAUCUGCAUCAUGGUGACCGUCGGCGACCUCUGCUUCCUCAUCGUGCUGCGAUACGUGGCGGUGUGGGUGGGUGCCGAGGUGAGGACGGCCAAGCGAGGCUACGCCAUGAUACUUUGGUUCCUUUACAUCUUCGUCUUGGAGAUUAAGGUGUAUUUUGUUUACCAGAACUACAAGGCUGACCGCAAAAGCCUGGACGCCUUGGCUCGGAAAGCUCUGACGCUCCUGCUGUCCGUCAGCAUUCCCGUGCUGUUCGUGAUUCUGGUCGCAAUCGACCACAUGGAGUACGUGAAGGCUUUCAAGAAGAAGGAGGAGAUCAGAAACCGUUUGUUCUGGGUGGUGGUGGAUCUGCUGGAUGUUCUGGACAUCCAGGCCAACCUGUGGGAGCCGCAAAAGAAAGGGCUUCCCCUCUGGGCCGAGGGACUGAUGUUUUUCUACUGUUACAUUCUUCUUUUAGUGCUGCCCUGUGUGUCUCUGAGUGAGAUCAGUAUGCAGGGCAUCAAUAUCAGUCCUCACAAGAUGCUGCUCUACCCCAUUCUGAGUCUGGUGACGAUUAACGUCGUCACUCUCUUCAUCCGUGGAGGGAAUAUGCUCCUCUAUAGGGACAACAGAGUGUCUGGGAUACUCAUGGCCAAGAACAUCCUAGCCAUCGUUCUGAAGACGUGUAGCUUUGUGCAGUACAGGAGACAGCUGCAGAGCGCCCCGCCUGGGUUUGGAGUGGAAUUACAGAAGAACUCUGUGCCGUCCUGUCGACCCGUACGGACGCCUCCACAGGUAGCGCUGCAGGAGCAAACGCCACUGCCGGAGGUCACCGCGUGUGAACAUACGUGACCCAAAAUCUGGAGACUACCUGCACGAGGAAACGCAUCUGCAAGGACGCACAUCUCCGACGAAACGGUGUGGACGUAAGCUACAUAUUGUUAGCUUCAUUAUUUUCACCUGAGAGAAAUACAAGUGGCACAGUCAUUCGUUGCGUAACUCCCUUCUUUACAAAUAUACUUUGCACACUAUGUCAGCUUUCUAAAUGUGUCAUUACUGGACAAACUCCAAUUUUUAAAAUGGCCUCGGUCAUCUGGGGUUCAGGUUUGGCUGCUUACUUUGGACCAGUUUGUCCUUGCUGGUAGACAUCAAAUACACCGUCUGAUUGCAAGGAGAGAUUCAGAAACACUCGUGUAAACAUCUGCGUACAAGAAUCACAAAUGUGUCAUUAUAGUAUGGUUGAUGUUUCACCAGUGACUGAUUAUUUUUGGAGGCUCUUGACUUGGUAUUUGUCCCAUCUGCUGACGUCACCGCUCAGGAUAGUGGCCAGCAAAGGGUUUGGGAAUGAUGGGCAAGAGAAAUUGAUUCAGCAUACCACAGUUAUAUUUGAAGAUGAUUGUCUCUCUGGUGCACUGCUUUAAAAACCAUACAGUUUGCAGUGAGCUAGUUACGUUUUCUCAUGAGAUCAGGUUGGUAGGUCUAGCAGUAUGAUUAGUAUGAUUCAAACACAGUUCGAUCAGAAAUGGUGUUGUAGGCGUAACAGACACUGUUAGAUUGGGAAGAAAAAGUCUCCCUCAUAAAUGCAAAGUUUCAUCAUUUAUCAAAAUAUUACGUGAUUUAUAAAGAUCUAUUUUUAAAAGUUUGUGAUUGGUCAUAACAUUUGAAUCAAAAAGAAAAAAAAAACUAUUGUGUAUUUAUUUUCCAGUCAUGCAGUAUCAAAAGCUUUGGUCACUAUUCAUCUACGCCAAUAGGUAUAUUUACAACACCAAAAAAAAAUCACCUCACUAAAGCGACAAACAGCAUUUAAGUAGUUUUUUUUAUGUGAUGCUUUGAUAAACAGUUGUGUAUAUACGAGUCGUUAUGUGUGUUGUGUGUUUGUUACAGCAUGUUUUACUCAGGUCAGACACACAAAUGUACUGAUUAGACUAAAGAUUGAGUAUGUUUCAUGUCCUAAUUACAAUUCUGAUGAGGGUUUUUAAUUAAACAGCAUUACAAAGGGAAAAUGACCAGUGAUUCUCCUCUCUUCAUUUUAUUCUCCAAUUAGCUGUUAUCUAAUUGCAAAUGUAGUUCCUCUUUGCCAACACCAUUUAUCUAAAAAUGCUCUGUUAACACCUUGUUAGAUCUAGUUAGUUUUUAGGUGAAUGAAGUGUUCAAUGAAAGAAGACAAAACUCUGCUAGUAUGCUACUGAUCAUGCUUACAUUUAUUAUGUUUUAUGUGGGUUAUGAAUUAACAGAACGAUUGUACAGCUGUGUGAAUAACUUCCAUCAGUUAAAGAAAACACACUGCCCUAACAAACCUGUUACUGCUCAUGCAUUUGCUCACCUGACACGUAAUGGAAGAAGCUGACUGAGAUUUACUUUAACAGAAUCCUGGAAAAUUGAAGCGUCUCAGAACACUGAAAAACAUGCAAAGCCCUAGAAGAAAGAAAGAAACAUUACCGCAGAGUCACUUUAAAGUCUACAUGAAACGCCAUUCAUGCCUCUUUUUACCUUCACGGUGUGACGUAUUUUGUGAUUUUAUCCAUGAGGAACUGAACUGAGGAACUCGUUUCACAUAAUUUAGCAAAUAGGAUUUACAAUUUAGUACAUUUGGAAUUGAUGUGGACUUUAAGCAUUUGGCUUGACUGAUAAAGGUUUGGCAUUGACUUCUUUUUUGUCUUAAGCUAGUCUUUGUAUUCUGGUGUAUUUGCGUAUCUCUUCGUCAUUCCCAUAAAAGCAGGAUG
Molecule: messenger RNA, 2912 nt
Organism: Labeo rohita (rohu)
Lineage: Eukaryota; Metazoa; Chordata; Actinopteri; Cypriniformes; Cyprinidae
Product: transmembrane protein 121
Exons: 1
Source: RefSeq, a predicted model, not a curated record